AAAUAAAAAAUAAAAAAUAAAUAAAUAAUUAAAAGAAAAAAAAACACAUACGCAGUUACGCACACAACACAAAGAAAUUGUCGAUUUUGAUUCUUGGGGAAGAGGUUAGGUAGUGUGUUGUUAAAUAUAAAUCACACCGUUUGGGAAAACAAAACAAGAGUGGCCAACGUUAACUUUAAAGAAACAUCCGUAAAAAAUAUGCAGCUUCGUACUUCUCCGCUUCCCGCCGCUCCUCCUUCUUUGUUCUCGUUUUAGCUUUCUCUCUUUUAACUUUCACCUCUCACUUUCUUCUUCUUUCAACCAAGGUAUCCUGUGCAAUUCGUUUGGGUUACUUGCCAGACAGUUUCUGUUUUAUUAUUACCAUGCCUACUUUUACCGCCAUAGCAUUGGAUAGGUUGUUAGAGACUGGAGCUUCCAAGCCAGUUGUUGAUAAAUCCGUUCCAGCUUCAAUGCCUGUCCCGAAUUCACAGAAGCUGGACAGGAGUACUAGUGCCCCAAACACAAAAAAUAAGGUUCCUCGUCCUCAAUUAAAACCGGCACUUUAUACCACUCCUGAGGUGAAGCCAAUUCCAGACUUGCCUUCGCCUUCUUCAUUCCCUCCUUCACCGUACAUCAUCAACCACAAACGACGUGGUCCACGCCUCCUUAAGAGUUCUUCCGAGGCCAGUGUACUGUCCAAGCAGAAUGCUCAUGAUGAUGACGAGGUUAAUAAUCAGAGCUUAGACACUGUGGUUGCAAGUUCAGCUGGUGACCUACAGGUCACUUUUAAGAAAACUGAACUUGUUGAAGAGAAGCAUGUGAAUGGUGUCGAUGGCGGUGAACUUGAUAGCAGCGAUGAUGGUGACCUCCGGAAUGGACACAGGGAAACUGGAAGUAGUAGCUUUCCAAAUGUUUUAAAUAGGGAAAAGGUACCAGCAUUGGAUUCGCCAAGAGAGAGAGAGAUUGAAGACUUCUUUGAUCCACAAGAUUCAAUGAGUUUCACUAGUAACACAGAUGGGGAAGAGAAUGCAGGGACAGAACUGUCUGUGAAAUUCAGCACUUCUGGCGGGGAGUUUUAUGAUGCUUGGGAAGAACUAUCUUCUGAUAGUGCAACUCAAAAUUCUACGUACGAUGUUGAAGCUGAAUUACGUGAAAUGAGGCUGAGUCUAUUGAUGGAGAUAGAGAAGCGGAAGCAAACUGAAGAAUCCCUUAACAACGUGAGAAGACAAUGGGAGAGUAUUAGGCAAGGGUUAUAUCUUGCAGGAAUUGUUUUGCCUGCCGAUCUUACUGCUGUUGCUGAAGGUGAGCAGCUGAAUUCUGAUCCCGUGGAAGAUCUAUGUCAACAAAUUGAUGUUGUUAGGUUCAUAUCAAAUGCCAUUGGGAGAGGAACUGCCCGGGCUGAGGUGGAGAUGGAGAUGGAAGCUCAACUAGAGUCAAAAAACUUUGAGAUUGCUCGACUCUUGGAACGUCUCCACUAUUAUGAGACCAUGAAUAGGGAGAUGUCUCAGAGGAACCAGGAAGCAGUAGAGACGGCACGGCGUGAGAGGCAAAGAAGGACUAGGAGACAGAGAUGGAUUUGGGGCUCUGUUACAACUGUGAUUGCACUUAGUACUGCAGCAAUAGCAUGGUCUUAUCUCCCAAUGGGUGAAGGAUCAUCCUGUGCAGAUCAUGAUCUGGUUCCUGACCAUGAUGAUGCAGCCAAGUAAUUACCCCAUCAUCACUAAUUGCAAUGCCGUGUUAUGGUAGAAGAGGAAAAUAAUAUUUAUGCAUGCCACUGUGCGGUCAACUUAUCUCUUUAUCAGUUGCAGUUUUCCGGCAUCCUGAGUAUGUGCAUAAUUUAUAUAUAUAUAUAUAUAUAUAUAUAUAUAUAUAUAUAUAUAUAAGAAUUUGUGCCUUUCACUGGAAAUCGUGGUAAGUAGUUUGGUGAAGUUUUUUGAUCUGUCUUGUCGAGAAAAUAUUCUAUGGCUUCUUCAUAUGCCAUCCGUGCCAGCAGUGUCACUUGGAAACUCUGAGGAGACGUGCAUAUAUGCUUCAUGCUUGGCCAUCUGAUACAUCUGGCACGGUGCCUAUAUAAUAGAUUCUGUAAGUCCGUUCCUUUGAGCAUUCUCAGACAGCAAAAGCGGAUUUGAUUGGCCUCUGGAUGCUUGUUUGCUGAACUUAUUAAGGGGAAGCUUGUUGAGCAAUGAUGAAUGGCCUAAUAGAAUUCUGGUGUGUUAGUGCUGUGUCUCUAUUGGUUGUUCGUUGGAGUACUAACGUAGAAUACAAAUUAUAGGAAUUGGCUAACACCACAGAUAUAAUUAUGUCAUAAACACAUUACGAUAGCGUUUGAGAAUAAAGCAUUUCUGAUUGUAAUAACCCUACAAAACUAUUGGUUUUGCUGUGGUAGUUAAUUGUUUAA
Molecule: messenger RNA, 2377 nt
Organism: Gastrolobium bilobum
Lineage: Eukaryota; Viridiplantae; Streptophyta; Magnoliopsida; Fabales; Fabaceae
Exons: 5
Coding region: 363-1685 (440 amino acids)
Source: RefSeq, a predicted model, not a curated record